AUAUCAUCCCUUCGCCUUACCUGCAUUCGAAAAAUAAAAUGACUCCUGCAAAACAACGUCAACGUCAAUCCUGGAAUAGAAAAUAAAAAAUAGUUUACAUUAAUUAUUUGAAAUAAUUAUAAAUGGUAACUUAAAUAGUAAUACAUACACAACAUCCUUCUUACUACAUACAAAAAACUUUAAAAACUUAUCUUACCUAAAUACAAAUUUGAAUAGUAUAAUAUUAAGUAUUUUAUUUUUAUUGAAUCUUGCUUAAUCAACGUAUUAAUAUAAAUAAUAAAUAUCAUUAUUAAAGAAUUACAAAUAUAUAGCCAAAAAAUGCAGGAUUUUACAAGCAUCCUAAACAUUAUAUUCAUAAUAAGCGGAGGCGUUUUGACCUUUGUAAUCUUGUUCAUAUUUGCUAAAAGACAAAUAACAAGGUUCGCUUUGCGAUCUCGGAGAGGACCUCACGUACCGAUAGGAGCUGAUGCAAAAAAGUGUUUGAAAAGGGAAAUAGAGCGACGGAUUGAAGCAGUACCUCGGAUUAUGUAUGAACCUCGUCUUUUGAGUUCUGAACCCUCACAUUAUAUUCUGGAACCUCAACAACCGUACCAUUAUCGUUUUAAAGCUGUUGAUGAUGUCAAAACUUUAGAAGACGAAAUUGCUUGUCAAGACCCUGGACUUAGGCGCCAUCCUCGUGAGUCUCUCCGAGCUUUCCUUUUGUCCUCAUUGGCAGCUCCACUCGAUGGGCGUGGCCAGAAAUUGGUUCAUCAAUUCUGCGAUACAUAUGAAUUCGCCCGUCAUCAUCCAGGAGAGUUUGGAGAGGAUGAAUAUCAGGCCUAUAGCAGACUUUUAAUGAAGUUACUUGACGCAGCCCGUUUGCUGAAGAGUGUAUGUCGUGGUGUGGGAGUGUCCGUGUGUGGCAGUCCGCAACGACGCGUGGCGCGACUGUUAGACGCGGCCAGAUUGCGGCCUACUGCUCCAAACAACCAUUACACAGCUCUGCAGAAUAUGCCGGCAGACUCGAAGUUGGAGGAGGAAGUGAUCAGAGUGACAACGAAGAUGGCCACCGAGACGAGUCGAGACGAGACCGCCGUCUGAACCGUGCGAGCUCGUCAUUCUGCACAGACUCUGUAGGCUGACGAGCUCGUAACUAGAGGAACAAUGACUUUGUCGAUAGUGAACAUGAAGCUGUUUUGUGAAUUGUGAGUGUAUUGAAUUGAGGGACUGGUCGUAUUAUGAUGGAACUGUUUUAAAAAGCUGAUACCUUCAAACCGCUGACUAGACGGUCCGAGGUAGAGACUUCAUAGGAGACUAGAUAACAGUCAGUAGAGAGUGAACUGUCUUAGAGUAGGGGUGCGACUGCCGGGAUUGCUCUGAGAGUUAUCAUCCAUAUUGUGUAAAUCAAAUAAAUAGUAUCCUAAAAGUUUCAUUUUUUUGAAACGACUUCAGAGUAAAUUCCCAUAACAGAACCAUCCCAUGGACAAGAGAACUGAAACAUUGCAUUGAUAAUUUAUUUUAAUCAUAAAGAUUAUAAGCGGGAGGAAGAUGGUCUGGAAGAACUAGGCGUCUCCACAAAACUCUCCACUAUUUUCCUAUAUAGGAUUACCGAGUUUUUCAGUCACGUUGCGAGGAAAAAGCGUGACAAUCUCGAUAAACUACCACCAGCAAAGUGGAAGGAAAGAAGCCUAGGGGCAUAAUGCCAUGCGCUGCUCCGAUGAAAUUAAGACAAUAUUGGACUCUAUCAUCUAUGUCGCUAUCAACUAUCUAGAAGUCAGGAAGGAAUGUAGAACAUAGUCCAAACAAAAGUGCUCCGUAAAGGUCACGACCUUCAGCACUGAGGAACAUGACGCAAGGAGGAGGUAGGAAGAAAAAAAAAAUUGUAUGGUUUUUCUCGUAGAGUAUUCUCGUACCGAUUUUAUUGUACUUAUUAAGAAUUGAGACAUUUUAUAGGCUGUCUCAUGGACACAAGCAGCUACUUGGAAGUGAAAUAGUUAUUUGCGGUGUAUAUAUAUAGUUAUAGAUAUUUAAAAAUUAUGUAUAGCAUUUUUAAGACUCGUGGAAAUCUACCUCACUAUUGUUUCUGUAUGAAAAUAGAGAUGUGUUUAGUCAUUGACUUCAUCCACAAGUUUUUCAAAAUAAAAUUAUUAAAGUAACCUUGUCUUUCUGAGGUCUGUAGAUUAAGAUCACUUGGAAAUGUGCAUUAUGGCUCAGGGUAUAUGAUAGGCUCUGUAUAAAAUAGAGAUUUUUUUAGGCGGUGACGUCGUCCACAACUUUAUCAAACAAUAUAGAAGCAACCUUAUCUUUCUGAGUUCUGCGGAUUAAGAUCACUUGGGCGUGGACAUGCGCUUUGUGGAUCAGGGUAUAGCGAUAUUGGCUCUGUUUGAGUAUCCACUCACACCAAAUAGCCUUGUCUGGUCAUCGAAUACAAUAAAAAUAAUAUCCAACCUUAUUAUUUGUCUGCAUCAAUGAGCUAACUUCUGUAUAUUUUAGGUUCAGAUUUGAACAGAAUGUCUGCGAGUCAUUUAGUGUACCACUUCAUUUGUUUGUAUAAUAUGUAUCGGUUAAUUCAAGUAGACCUACAUUAUAUUAAUACUAGAUUAUUAUAUACAUAGGAGAAUUAAAAUAAUAUAAAAAUGCAUUUAAACAAAA
Bombyx mori (domestic silkworm) is the source of this 2631-nucleotide messenger RNA. RefSeq names its product protein C1orf43 homolog. The transcript is spliced from 5 exons. The coding region runs from base 319 to 1080 and encodes 253 amino acids. NCBI's taxonomy places the organism in Eukaryota, Metazoa, Arthropoda, Insecta, Lepidoptera, Bombycidae. The record is from RefSeq and is a predicted model, not a curated record.